Penicillium antarcticum is the source of this 2085-nucleotide messenger RNA. RefSeq names its product glutamine--fructose-6-phosphate transaminase (isomerizing) GFA1 (gene gfa1). Gene Ontology annotation, biological process: protein N-linked glycosylation; fructose 6-phosphate metabolic process; UDP-N-acetylglucosamine metabolic process. Bases 1 to 2085 code for a protein of 694 amino acids. The record is from RefSeq and is a predicted model, not a curated record. Lineage: Eukaryota; Fungi; Ascomycota; Eurotiomycetes; Eurotiales; Aspergillaceae. The transcript has 4 exons. Gene Ontology annotation, molecular function: L-glutamine:D-fructose-6-phosphate transaminase (isomerizing) activity; carbohydrate derivative binding.
AUGUGUGGAAUCUUUGGCUACAUCAACUACCUCGUGGAGAAGGACCGCAAGUUCAUCAUUGAUACCCUGCUUAAUGGUCUCUCCCGAUUGGAGUACCGCGGCUAUGACUCCGCUGGUAUGGCCGUAGACGGCAACAAGAAGAAUGAAGUCUGUGCCUUCAAGGAAGUUGGCAAGGUUGCCAAGUUGAAGGAACUCAUCGAGCAGAGCGAAUACGACAUGACUAAGACCUUCGAGUCUCAUGCUGGUAUCUCUCACACCCGUUGGGCCACUCACGGAACCCCGUCUCGUCAGAACUGCCACCCCCACCGGUCUGAUCCUACCUGGGAGUUCUCUGUCGUCCACAACGGUAUCAUCACUAACUAUAAAGAAUUGAAGGCUCUGCUUGAGAGCAAGGGAUUCCGCUUCGAGACCGAGACCGAUACCGAGUGCAUUGCCAAGCUUGCCAAAUACCUCUAUGACCAACACCCCGACAUUGAAUUCACAGUUUUGGCCAAGGCGGUCAUCAAGGAACUUGAAGGCGCCUUCGGUUUGCUGCUCAAGUCGGUGCACUACCCCCACGAGGUCAUUGCGGCCCGCAAGGGUUCACCCUUGGUGAUCGGUGUGAAGACAUCCAAGAAGAUGAAGGUGGAUUUCGUUGAUGUUGAGUUUUCGGAAGAUGGUGCCCUUUCCGCGGAGCAGGCCUCCCAGAAUGUGGCUGCUAAGAAGUCCGCCACGAGCCUCCUUGCCCCUCCCGACAAGUCACUCCUGCACCGCUCCCAGUCCCGAGCUUUCUUGUCGGACGAUGGCAUUCCCCAACCCGCAGAAUUCUUCUUGUCCUCUGACCCCUCUGCCAUUGUGGAGCACACCAAGAAGGUGCUCUACCUCGAAGAUGAUGACAUUGCCCACAUCCACGAGGGUCAGCUCAACAUUCACCGUUUGACCAAGGACGAUGGCACCUCCAACGUGCGUGCUAUCCAGACUAUUGAGCUUGAGCUCCAGGAGAUCAUGAAGGGCAAGUUUGACCACUUCAUGCAAAAGGAGAUUUUCGAGCAGCCCGAGUCCGUUGUCAACACCAUGAGAGGUCGUCUGGAUGUGGCCAACAAGAAGGUCACUUUGGGUGGUCUCCGCCAAUACAUCUCCACCAUCCGUCGCUGCCGCCGCAUCAUCUUUAUCGCCUGCGGUACCAGUUACCACUCGUGCAUGGCUGUGCGUGGUAUCUUCGAGGAGCUUACCGAGAUCCCUAUCGCAGUCGAACUUGCCUCCGAUUUCCUCGAUCGUCAGGCCCCAGUCUUCCGUGACGAUACUUGUGUGUUUGUCUCCCAAUCAGGAGAGACUGCCGACUCGCUGAUGGCUCUUCGCUACUGUCUGGAGCGUGGCGCUCUGACUGUUGGUGUUGUCAACGUUGUCGGUUCUUCCAUUUCCCUCCUUACCCACUGCGGUGUGCACAUUAACGCUGGUCCUGAAAUUGGUGUGGCCUCUACCAAGGCCUACACCUCUCAAUUUGUGGCCAUGGUCAUGUUCGCUUUGUCAUUGAGUGAAGACCGUGCCUCCAAGCAAAAGAGACGCGAGGAAAUCAUGGAGGGCCUCGGAAAGAUUUCUGAACAGUUCAAGGAGAUCUUGAAGUUGAACGAUGCCAUCAAGGACAUGUGCGCCAACCAAUUCAAGAACCAGAAGAGUUUGCUCCUGCUGGGCCGGGGUGCUCAGUUCCCUACCGCCCUUGAAGGUGCCCUCAAAAUCAAGGAGAUCUCAUACCUCCACUGUGAGGCCGUCAUGUCGGGUGAAUUGAAGCACGGUGUGUUGGCACUUGUGGAUGAGAACCUCCCUAUCAUUAUGAUUCUCACUCGCGACAACCUCUUCACCAAGUCUUUGAACGCCUACCAGCAGGUCAUUGCUCGUGGUGGUCGUCCCAUCGUGAUUUGCAACCACGACGACCCUGAGUUCUCGGCUGCGCAGACCGAGAAGAUUGACGUGCCCAAGACUGUGGACUGUCUCCAGGGCCUGCUGAAUGUCAUCCCAUUGCAGCUCAUCUCCUACUGGCUUGCUGUUGGCGAGGGUCUGAAUGUCGAUUUCCCUCGCAACCUGGCCAAGUCGGUCACAGUCGAGUAA